Calliphora vicina (urban bluebottle blowfly) is the source of this 1741-nucleotide messenger RNA. RefSeq names its product zinc finger protein 624. Bases 1 to 1704 code for a protein of 567 amino acids. The record is from RefSeq and is a predicted model, not a curated record. Gene Ontology annotation, cellular component: nucleus. Lineage: Eukaryota; Metazoa; Arthropoda; Insecta; Diptera; Calliphoridae. The transcript is spliced from 2 exons. Gene Ontology annotation, molecular function: zinc ion binding.
AUGUAUAACACAGAUUUAAAAUUAACUCUAUGUCGUACUUGCCUGCAAACUCUUACACAAACUAAGCAUUUUAAUAUUUUCAAUACCUUGGAUUUGGCCAAAAAGUUAAUGUUAUGUUCUACGCUGCCGGUGGAAGUCACCGAUGAGUAUCCUCAAAAUGUUUGCGUACAGUGUUACGAACAAAUUUUAUUAUAUUAUGAAUUUCAACAAAUGUGCCACAAUGCCUUGGAUAGAUUUAAUGAGCUGUUAAAAACUAAGGAAUGGGUGGCAGAAGAUAAUCAGAAGGAUGAGGAACAAGGUGUAGGUGAAGCAAAGGAUCCCUUAAAUGAAGACCAAACAUUGCUCAAUCAUUUAGAAGAAAAACCAAGUGAGCUAUUGUCUAAUAUAGAAAUUUUAUAUGACUUAUCGAUAAAGAAAAAACGGGGCAGGCCUCAAAAGAAAAAAACUAAAGUUGAAAAUCUAAAAAAGAUUGCAAUAAAGGACGAAAGUAAUAGAAAUGUUCUAACAGAGGACGAGACAAAAGACUCAAAAGAACAUUUACAAUUUGAAUAUGAAAGUGAGUUUAAAUUGGAAAUUGAAAAUACUGCUCUAAAUGAAGACUGCAUCGAUGAUAAAAGUGGAAUUUGUAAAGACCGAAUAUCUCCAACAAAUUUUACUGAAAAAGAAGAUGUAAUAUCCGCUGUAUAUAAAGAGGAAGAAAAGCCUCAAGAGGAAAUAGAAUUUAAGCAUCUCUCAGAUACCGAAAGUUGUUCAUCGACCCAAGAAUCUGUGUACCAAAAACGUUGCCACCAAUGUGAUCGUUGCGGUGAAAACUUCAGUGCUCUUCAUCGUUUAGAGGCACAUAAAAGACAACAUGAUGGCUUACCCCCCUACUCCUGUACCUUUGAGGGUUGUGAACGUUCCUUUAAUCGUUGGCAUUUUUUCAACAAACAUCAAAAGGAACACAAGCUAGCACCAGGGCAAAGUUACAAAUGUGAUUUGGACAACUGUGAACGGUUGUAUAAAAAUAAAUCAGCCCUUAAUAUACACAAACGUAAAUUUCACAAUUUCGGGCCAGAACUCAAGACCCACAUGUGUGAAGUUUGUGGCAAAGUAUUUAAAUCGUCGGCAGUUUUAAAUGAUCACCACUAUACACACAUUGAUAAGACCCAACUGCCGUAUGCCUGCGAAGAGGAGGGCUGCACGAAACGUUUUUCCAACAAGGAAAAACUAAAAGUUCACAAAAUGCGUCAUGCGGGCAUAAAAAACUUCAGUUGUCCCUAUUGUGGCAUGCGCAAGACAACACGCAAUGAACUUAAGAUACAUAUAAACUAUCACACCCUGGAAAGAACAUGGCCUUGUCGGUUUUGUCCCAAAGUCUGCAAUAGUGCGGGCAACUUGAAAAUGCAUGUGAAAAAUAUGCACGAAAGAGCCAAAGAUUUUGCCUGUCGUUUUUGUGAGAGGACUUUUGCCAAAGCGGAUACCAAAAAAUAUCACGAAAUGACUCAUACGGGGGAAAAGCCUCAUGAAUGCAACGAAUGUGGUAGGAGAUUUGUACAACCAGCUGCUUUAAGGACUCAUCGCAAGAUUCAUUUGAGGCAGAAGGAAAAGUGUGUGGAGACGACGGAAUCCAAAGAUGUGCAAAAUACCGGGCCGGAGGAGACUUUUAUAACGGAGACUAUUGUAGCAGAGAUUUUAAGUGAUACCAAUGGAAAUUUAGAUUGAUUUUGAAAGGUUUAAUAAAUUUUAAGUUAAAAAAUAA